AUGGAAAAGAGGGCAUUUUUUGCCUUGGCCGUUGCUUUUGCGGCGGUCACCAUUUUCUCGAGCUCGACCACUGUUGUCUCUCACGCCGGAGAUUCUUUGAAGUCCAUUUUAGGAGAAGAAAAUCUGGGGUCUUGGGAUGCAGAAGCUCCAGGGCCGGCCUAUGAGGUGAGCAAACUCGUAUUGGCGCAGAACAGGACAAAGAGGCCGGACAUUCUUACUAGGUUCCGUAAAUACAGAGGUGGAUGGGACAUUGCCAACAAGCACUACUGGGCUUCUGUGGGAUUUACAGGUUCAGCGGCUUUUAUUAUCGCUGUCUUGUGGUUUGUUUCUUUCGGGUUGGCUCUCGUGGUGCUUUAUUGCUGUGGAUGGAAAAUAGACUUAAAUGGGAAAGAGUCGAGCUGGCCCCACAGGAUCUGCCUUUGGCUACUUCUUCUGCUUACAAGUGCUGCAGCGAUUGGGUGUAUUUUGCUCUCUGUGGGUCAGAAUGACUUCCAUGAAGAAGCAUUGGGCACAUUGGAUUUUGUCGUGAACCAAUCAGAGUACACUGUGCAGACACUUAGAAAUGUAACAGGGUAUCUUUCAGUGGCGAAAAAUGUCAGUGUGGCCCAAAUAUUCCUUCCUUCAGAUGUCAAAGGCGAUAUUGACAGGUUGAAUGUGGACCUGAAUACAGCAGCAGACACGUUGGAACAGCAGACGAGCGACAACUCGAGCCGAAUAGAGAAAGUCUUCAAUACGGUGCGAUCAGCACUAAUUACUGUUACUGCAGUUAUGCUUGUGAUAACUAUUAUAGGUCUCGUUCUGUCUCUCCUUGGACGUCAGCGUGCGAUACACAUGUGUGUUAUCAGUGGAUGGUUACUUGUGACGGUCACUUUCAUCCUUUGUGGAGUUUUUGUUAUUCUGAACAAUACAAUUACAGAUACAUGCAUGGCCAUGGGGGAGUGGGUCGAGAACCCCCACGCCGAGACUGCCCUGAGCAAUAUCCUCCCGUGUGUCGACCAAAAAACCACCAAUCAGACUCUUUUCAAGAGCAAACAAGUGAUUAACGACAUUGUGAAUAUGGUUAACGGGUUUGUUGACUCCGUUGCGAAUUCGAAUCCACCUCCUCAGGCUGGUGGCCCAGUUUAUUACAAUCAGUCAGGGCCGUCGAUACCUCAUCUCUGCUACCUGUAUGACUCCAAUCUCCAAGAUAGGAAUUGUUCGGAUCAAGAACUCUCGAUGCAAAAUGCUUCGCUGGUCUGGGAGAACUUCACAUGCUUGGCCUCAGCAGACGGACUUUGCACUACAGUCGGGAGACUAACUCCGAAAAUGUAUGCAGAAUUAGUGGCAGCUGUUAACGUUAGCUACGCUCUGCAACACUACGCCCCACCAUUACUUAGUCUGCAGAACUGUGAUUUCGUGAGGGAUACGUUCGUAAGAAUCACCUCAGGCUACUGCCCUCCAUUGGAGCACCAUCUUCAUACAGUGAAUGUUGGUUUAGCUUUGAUCUCGGUUGGUGUGAUGUUGAGUCUCGUACUUUGGAUAAUUUACGCAAACCGCCCCCAAAGGGAGGAUGUGUUUGCCGGUAUAGCUUUAAGGUUAAGGAUAGGUGGAAAAAAUAAUGAUAAUAAUAACAAUAAUAUAGCUUAG
Molecule: messenger RNA, 1626 nt
Organism: Striga hermonthica
Lineage: Eukaryota; Viridiplantae; Streptophyta; Magnoliopsida; Lamiales; Orobanchaceae
Source: the annotation of a GenBank genome assembly